Cryptotermes secundus is the source of this 1213-nucleotide messenger RNA. Its product is annotated as motile sperm domain-containing protein 1. The transcript is spliced from 6 exons. Gene Ontology annotation, cellular component: cytoplasm. The record is from RefSeq and is a predicted model, not a curated record. Lineage: Eukaryota; Metazoa; Arthropoda; Insecta; Blattodea; Kalotermitidae. The coding region runs from base 234 to 878 and encodes 214 amino acids.
UUCAGGUUUAUUUACAUGCAAUUUUGUGAGUGUGCGUGCGUGUCUGUGUGUGAAUCAUAUAGCACUGCGUAAAUAAUCAAUAUUUUGUCUGAAUCUUGUGGACACAGAGAAGCGUAUAUGAAAAAUAUAGGCCCCCUUUCCCAAGUAUACAGACAUUGCCAUUCUCAUUUGCAAUAAUUUCUUCUAACUAUUGAAAACUGACUGGAUCCAGAUUCUGUUAGGUUUGGUGUGGCAUGCAGCCAGGCAUCGUGCAGGUCCCAGUGUUUGUAUACCCAUCGCCUGUCACCUUCUUUCUUGAAGAUCAGAGCACUCACAAGCAGGUCCUCACACUCUACAAUCCAUAUGACUUUCCAAUCAGAUUCAGAGUUCUGUGUACGGCACCAAACAAGUACACAGUUGUGGACCCUGAAGGCUCCAUCAGGCCCAAGUUUUGUAUUGACAUUGUUGUCAGACACACCGCCAUCUCGGCAGCCAACUGCAACAUUACUGACAAGUUCAGGAUACAUUUGCAGAACCACACAACCAAGCAGUUGAUAGGAAAGCAAGAUAUAGCUGCAACUCUGCUACCAGGGAAACAGAGUGGCCCAGCAGCAGAUCAUGAAGAGUUCCAGAGGUUGCCUCCCAAACUGGAUCUGUCUGCAACUGGCGGUGUGCAGCAGCAGUUUGGUGUUAUGCGUGACUAUAGGCAAGGUCGCAUACAGACACCGAACUACAUAGUGGUUGUGGCUGCAGUCGUGUGCAUCGUGGCUCUGUUACUGCCCACACAAGGAGACCAGGACACAAGAUUUCCCACAUACCUGCACCUCACAUCUCACCUCAAACUCGUGUUUGCGUAUGUGUUAGGGUUGGUCACAAUGGUUAUCCUGAGACCAUCUUAACAGCAAGUAGGAGAGUGAAAUACUUCCAUUACUGGAACAUCUACAAGACACGUAAUGUGGCAAUUCCGUCUCUUUGAGAUAUAUUUAAGAAAAAGGUCACAUGUUCAUGUUGUAAGAGACAUACAAUAAAGUGGAUAAGUCAGUAAACAUAUGUAAUAAACAUUGGGCACGUUGUGAAUCUAGACUUUGAUACCGUACUAGCACAACAUUAUGCACCAGAAGAUGCAAUUUUGCUUUAGUUACUGCAUUUUCAUUUCAUUAGCCUUCUCUUGCUCCAGUCACGAUUGAUCUUUGCACUGAUGCUGCCACAGUCCAGUCACCAGACAUAAGAUUGC